CUGUACACGGUGAAGGGAAGUGUGUUUUGUAAGGGGGAUAAAUAAUGUUUUGAAAACGGUACGGGAACUUAUUUAAAAUGUCAGCUUUCGCUUUGUUGGGACAUCUUGGGCAUCCAGGCGCUGCUGCCGAGAACAGGAACAGGAACACAAUGUGCUAGAUUUAGUUGCCCAGCGUAAUUUAUUGCAACAGAACUAUUCUUUGGAAACAUCUAAUAUUUUUUGCGGUAUUUCGUCAGCUUUUACUGUAUCACGACCAUUAAAACCCGGAGGAAGACAGCCUUUUGCCUCUUUGCCAUGCCGGAGCACAUGACUGCGGGAGAGGAGUAAAAAGUUCUCUCUCGGACUAAGAACACCUGACUCCCUCUGCUCCCACCCCCGCUUCAACCGGCAUGACCCUCGGCGCCGUGUCCGGCUCCGACAGCUCGUCGGCGGUUAGCUUCUGCUCCUGCUGCGGGGCCAAGAUGGUGCCCUACUUCAGCGACGACGCGGUGGUGUCAAAAAAUCAGAUCAACCAGCUUAUCAGUGAGAGCUUCCUCACAGUAAAAGGUGCAGCACUGUUCCUUCCCAGAGGUAACAGCCCCACACCUAACUCUGCGCCCCGGAUCAGCCAGCGCAGGAACAAGCACACAGGUGACCUCCAGAAACAUCUUCAGACCAUGUUCACUGUGCUGCGGCCGGAGGACACCAUCCGACUGGCUGUGCGUCUAGAGAGCGCCUACUCUCAGGUAACCCGUUACAUGGUGGUGGUCUCCACCAAUGGCAGACAGGACACGGAGGAGAGCAUUGUGCUCGGCAUGGACUUUCUCUCUUCUGAUAGCUGCUGUACGGUGGGUCUGGUUCUACCUCUGUGGAGUGACACUCUGAUCCACUUGGAUGGAGAUGGUGGUUUUAGUGUGUCCACAGUGAACAGGGUUCAUGUCUUUAAGCCAGUUUCUGUCCAGGCCAUGUGGUCAGCCCUCCAGUCACUCCACAAAGCAUGCGAGGUGGCUCGCUGCCAUAACCACUACCCAGGCAGCCUGUUUCUGACCUGGAUCAGCUACUACCAGAGCAGGAUCUCCUCUAACCAGUUCUGUAUCAACGAGUGGAACGCCAUGCAGGACGUCGAGUCGCACCGUGCAAACUCACCUGUCCUCUUCACAGACCUGCCCACAGAGAGGGAGCGCACAGAGAGGCUGAUCAAGAUGCGCCUCCGAGAGAUUAUGAUGCAGAAAGACCUGGAGAAUGUGACCUGUAAGGAGAUCCGAACGGAGCUGGAGAUGCAGAUGGUGUGUAAUCUGAGGGAGUUUAAGGAGUUCAUAGACAACGAGAUGAUAGUCAUCCUGGGACAGAUGGACAGCCCCACUGAAAUCUUUGAACACGUCUAUCUGGGCUCUGAGUGGAACGCCUCCAACCUGGAGGAGCUGCAGAACAGUGGAGUGCGAUACAUUCUGAAUGUGACCAGGGAAAUAGACAACUUCUUCCCAGGGAUGUUUGAGUACCACAACAUCAGAGUGUACGAUGAAGAGGCCACCAACCUGCUGGAGUACUGGAACGACACCUACAAGUUCAUCACCAAAGCCAAGAAAGCCGGUGCUAAGUGUCUGGUUCACUGUAAGAUGGGCGUGAGUCGCUCAGCCUCCACAGUGAUCGCCUACGCUAUGAAGGAGUACGGCUGGGACCUGGACACCGCCUUCGACUACGUGAAAGAGAGACGGGCCGUCACCAAACCAAACCCUUCCUUCAUGAAACAGCUGGAGGAGUAUCAGGGAAUUCUGCUGGCCAGCAAACAACGGCAUAAUAAGCUAUGGCGCUCCCACUCUGAUAGUGACCUAUCAGAUCGCCCAGAGUUGCUGUGUAAACCUUCCUCGCACUCUCUGGGCCACUCAGACUCUCACAACAACAACACUACCACCUCCUCCCCCUCCUUACAUCACUUCCUGGGCGUGGCUGUGCUGCAAGCACUUGGCGCUGAACCCGAAGACUCUGCCAAAUCAAACACCGCACACACCUCUGACUCACACACACACUCCAAUGGUGUGUGUGAGUCACCGGUUCAGGAGGAGGUCAGAUCAGAUUGUGAAGACCCCCUCCUGCUUCCUCUCCCCAGACCCCGAGCAGCCACUGUAGUCCCAGAGGAAAGACUGGACAAUUCAGCGAGCGUGGCUGUCACUGUGCCUGUUGCUGUACCCCACCCGCCACCAUCGCUCCACAUCCUACCUCCUACUCCUGAACUCCAGCGCGCUCACCGGGGUCCUCCCACACAUCUGUCCAUUUCAAUGUCCAAAAACAAACCAGUGGAACUGUCCCUCAGUUUGCCUGAGCGUAGCAGCUCAGAAGAAAUCUCUCCUCUCACUCUGGGAUCCACUGACUCAGAUAUCAUAGAUCAGUCAUUAUCCGAUUUAACAAGUGACAGACACAGCCCUAUCAGCCCUUCAACCACCACCCCUCUCCCACUGGUUCUUCACCUCGCUCCCAGUGACGACAACAACAAUCCCAGUGAGUUACAGAUUGGCAGCGCCUUCGACAGCCGCGGCGAGGCCGACGGGUCGUCAAACCACAGCGCGGACAGCAUUGACUUCUUCAGCGCCAGGGAAAAGUUUCUGGGCUUGGCCCAAGAUGGUAGAACACGGACACUUUCAGAGCAGGCACAGCAGAGGACGCCUCUGUCACAUGAGGAUAACGAAGAAACGCAGGCUAAGGAGGAAGAGGAGCAGGGAAAUGGGAGUCAGGCAUCUUCGCAGUCUGAAGACAGUGUUGACAAGGCCAGUCAUCACCCUCACCAUGACAACGGAAUAUCAGUCCGCCACAUCGUCACUGAGAUUGAAGCCACAUGCCACCCUGCGUCGUGCCUUCCUCCUACUCCCUCCUCCGUCUCCUCCUCGUCUCUCCCACCGUCCUCCCACAGCCCUCAGCUCGUCCGACUGGGACAUCAGGAGGAGGCGGAGUCUUCCGAAGCCACGCACGGCUCUUUGACUCCACCUUCACACCCGCAGUCUCCCUCCAUGCUGCCUGGUGACUGGCCGACCGGCUCGGUGCGGCGGGCCACCAAACAGCUGGAGCAGAAGCUGAAGCAGGAAAUGGAGAUGGCGGCGUCUCAGCGAUCACCGCUGCAUUCCCCCAGCACUGAACACCCUCCCGUCAGGCUGUCCCUGUGCUCCCCGAGCGCCGAACACCCUCCCCUCCGCUCCCCUCAUCACUCCACAGAACAAAGGAUCACUCAGGGAGAGAUCAUGGCUGUAUCUGCUAAGUCCAAAGACGGAGAGAAGCACACAGGGUCACAACAUGAGCUUCAAAGACUCGACUCCUCAGGCACGCACAAACUCCCAGACCCUCCGUACUCCCCUAACUCAAAUGUCAGCCAAGUCUCUGGUGCUAUACCUGUCACUGUGCACUCUUCCAUAGAUAGCCAUAUGCUGACAUCAUCACUGACCUCUACUAGUCUGUUAGUAGAAUCAUCUCUAAAUACCUCAGCCCAGUCUCAAGGACAGAGCCAGCUCCACAGCCAAAACCAGCAGUGUCAUAUCCUGCCCCAGGCCUCUUCAAACCAAAUGACUUUGGAUGGUGUGACAGUGCAGGAGUCAGACACAGAUGAGAGGCUGGAGUCCAGUUCCCAGGGCAGGGGAGGGGGCUGUGGCCCCGACUGCGAUGCGCAGAGCAGGCUGGCUCGUGGCAGUCAGGAGCUGGAGAGGAUUCAGCAGACGCUGAGAGAGCUGCAGGCUUUCCUCCACGAGGGCGUCAGCCUGGAGACGACAGACAGCAAAGCACAGGAACUGGAGCAGCCUCAGGGGCUGAGAGACUCUAUGGACACAGAGCCGGGACCUCGUAAAGGGGCGAGUUCUGAACAGACCCCUUCAGGCCAAGAAGGAGGGCAGCGGCUCCGAAAGAGACGAGAGGGGAAGAGUUUCCUGGAGCCGACGGGCUGGCACAGAGCCAUGGAGCUCGAGGCUCGCAUCCGCCAGGCGGGCCUCACCCCCCCAUCUCUCAUGAAGAGGUCUGCCUCCUUGGCAAAACUGGACUGCCUAGAGCUGUCAGCCAAUGACCUCAGCGAUUUGGACCUGAGGCCGCACACCAGGACGACAUCAGCACACUCCCAGGACUAUUUCUCCACGUCCCCAUCUCACCCAGACGACACCUGGAAGAAACAGAAAGUGUUGGCUCAGAACACUUGCGUUGAAAAGACAGGUCUGUCCUGUGACGACCCAUCCUCGCCGCAGUCCCGCCUCCUCUCCCCCGCCCCUCACCAUUGUCCCAAAGAAGAGACAGGCGAGAGGGAAGAGCCAGAUGGCAGCGGGAGCGGCGCGGUCGCCACGUCCCGACAGCAGGGGAGGGGACAUUCGUCGAGACGUUCUCGCAAAGCGUCCGCUGAGAAGAAGCAGCGAGCCGUCACUGUGCUAUACAAUACGAUGUAACCUCAGUGCAAUGGACUGGAACGGACACGACUGGAGCUGUGCACACGUGUGAGAGAGGUUGCAUGAUGUGUAUGAAUGCGUAGCAGGUAAAAUGUAGGACUUGUGUAACCGCCGAUGUUUGUACAGUGUGUAAGAAUGGAAUGACGAACAUAUGUCUGCAUGUAAACCACUGGAUGUGUUGUUUUAACUGGAGUUCAGGUUUGUAUGUACAGUAAUGAAAUAUGAAUGUCCAAACUAAGACUGAACCGGUGCAUCCUGUAUGCACUCCAAUAUGUCCAAUAUGUGUCCAUUUUUUUUUUUUUUUCCAGUGUGUGACCCUCGCUGCCUGUUCAGAGUUUUUAAAGCAACAAAGAGUGGGGUUUUUUCUCAAAACAUGCACUUUAAUGUUUAGAUUUUCUUUUUAUUUGAAAUCAAUUUCUUACCCCGGGGGAGGAUUCGUUUGCACUGGUCUCAGUAGACUUUUCUCUGUGUGAGUGUUUUUGUUUUCAAAGUGGACAAACAUGUCUUUAUUCAGAUUUUUAAUUAAACCAGGACAAAGCUCAUGUUUUUUUUUUUUUUCUUUUUUUUUUAUUCAGUGCUUUAGCAGUAAAUAAAUAUGGUGCGUUUGUUUUGACUACA
Molecule: messenger RNA, 5006 nt
Organism: Toxotes jaculatrix (banded archerfish)
Lineage: Eukaryota; Metazoa; Chordata; Actinopteri; Toxotidae
Gene: ssh2a
Product: slingshot protein phosphatase 2a
Exons: 14
Coding region: 390-4388 (1332 amino acids)
Biological process (GO): negative regulation of actin filament polymerization; actin cytoskeleton organization; protein dephosphorylation
Cellular component (GO): cytoplasm
Molecular function (GO): protein tyrosine/serine/threonine phosphatase activity; actin binding
Source: RefSeq, a predicted model, not a curated record